CAAUAAUAUAGACCGGGCGGCGCUUGUACAACAAAUAGCGAAAUAUUAAAUUCAGUGUUACGUCGUUUUAAUAUUAAAAAUUUGUAUUGCUUUAUCAUUUUCUUGGAUAAAUAACACAAGCUUUUCAAAGGAGGGAAUUAGAUUAAGGUGAGGGCUAAAAUAUUGCUACAACUACGAUAGUUCAAAUAAUGUGUUAUGACAACUGUCGAAGUUUGUCUUAGCUCGGCUAGCUCUAAAGUAUGCCGAUGGGAACAGAAUUUGUUUGGCAAAUCUCACAGCUUCUUAUCUAACCAACUCUAUAGUGUGAGGUUGUGCUUGAUCUUAGUUUAUUAAUAAUCUUUGUUUAUCGAUAGGUAAGUGACAAGCUUUUAUGUAUAUUAAAAGGAAUAUGUUAUAUUGUAUAUUUUAUUUUGAAGUGGUUUUGUGUCAAGCAGCUGAUGCGCGUAUGAAUGUUAAUAUUCUACCUAGCUAGGUUGCUAUUUAAUUAACUAGGAUAUUUUUUUGAAGAAUGUUACGUAUUGAGUAAUAAAUAUGACUAGUUAGUCAAAUUUGUUGAAGUGUACCAUCCAAUACUAGACUGCGAGAGGUCUGCCUGCACGCGGGGGUGUGUGUAUAACAUUUUGUGCUGUAUGAUGGGUGGGUGUGUGUGUGUAUAACAUUUUCAAUAUAUAUAUAUAUAUAUAUAUAUAUAUAUAUAUAUAUAUAUAUAUAUAUAUAUAUAUAUAUAUAUAUAUAUAUAUAUAUAUAUAUAUAUAUAUAUAUAUAUAUAUAUAUAUAUAUAUAUAUAUAUAUAUAUAUAUAUAAAGUAAACUUGGUUUAUUUGAUUUUGUCUUUAUUUGCUGUAUACGUACUUCGGUAUAUUGAGCACUCUACUCAUAUAUGAUUCGAAAUACAUAUUUGCAAGACCAUCCCAAACCGAACAAAAGUAGUCAAAAUGAUCUAGUAAUUCGAAGGUCGCGGUUCGAGACCCAGCCGCGGCAGACAACAUCUUUCUGCUUGCGCUGAGUAUGGAAAUUAUAUAAUACACACUCUAGAACAUUUUCAUCUUAACAUAUUACGGAGUGUACAAUUACACAUACAAUUACACAUAUAUAUAUAUAUAUAUAUAUGUAUAUAUAUAUAUAUAUAUAUAUAUAUAUAUAUAUAUAUAUAUAUAUAUAUAUAUAUAUAUAUAUAUAUAUAUAUAUAUAUAUAUAUAUAUAUAUAUAUAUACUGAAGACUAUAUUCAAAAAAAUAGUCGAUGAGUUGACGUAAGGUAGAAGAGCGCUCAAUACCAUAAUAAGUAGAGCGGAAUUAAUUCAGUCAAGGUUUGAAUGUUUGCGUCGCUACUCUGAGUUUCACGCUUUACGCGAUCAUGCCUGAUGAUCGCGUAAAGAGUGAAACUCAGAGUAGCGACGCAAACAUUCAAACCUUGACUGAAUUAUAUAUAUAUAUAUAUAUAUAUAUAUAUAUAUAUAUAUAUAUAUAUAUAUAUAUAUAUAUAUAUAUAUAUAUAUAUAUAUAAACAGUUUUGUUUUUCGUUAUAGAUAAAAGAGUGCUCAAUACUACAAAUUAUUUAGCAGAGCGAAUUAAUUUGUUAUCUUAAAAUGUUUCAAUUUCUCGCUACUUUAAGUUUCAUGCCACUAUUUGUGGCAAUCUUCAGGCGAUUAAAUUCAGUUCGUUAACUAUAUAUAUAUAUAUAGUUUUUCGUUUUACCUCAAAAUAUAUAUUGAAAAUGUUCUCGAGUGAGUAUUUCAUAAUUUCCAGACUGCACGCAAGCAGAAAGAGUAUCUAGUAUACAAAUAAUGAAUGUUUAUGAGUGCAAUGGUAAGAAUAUUUUCAUGAGGUGAAAGAUGGAAUCCCAAUGAGGCGACAGCCAAGUUGAAUGGAACAUUCCAUCUUUCACCGAAUGAAAAUAUUCUUACCAUUGCACAAAUAAACAUUCAUUAUUUGUUUUAUAUAACACCAAAAUAGACUAAUAGAUUUGUAUGAGAAGCGUUUUGACGGAUGCGAUUUAUCGAAAAUGCAAAGAGUGCAAUGAAAUAAAACGUAUAGUACAAUUGCACUUGCAAAGAGUGCAAUGGAACGUAUUCCAUUGCACUCUUGGGAAAUGGAAUUUUCUAUUCAAUAUCACGUGGCCAUAACCAAUUAAACAAUCAGAAUUCAAUAAGAUAUUAUUUAAUAUAUAAUGUCAGUAUAUAGUUCAUAAUUUCCAGUUUUAAAUCCGUCUGACCGUGUAGCUCAGUUGGUAGAACAUCAUUCUAGUAAUUCGAAGGUUGCGGCCUGCGGGUUCAAAACCCAGCCGCGGCAGGCAUCUUUCUGCUUGCGCACGGUCUGUGUUUGUGUUUGUGAACUUGUGGUUAAAGCUUGACAACUGGACUCUGUAGCUCAAUUGGUUAGAGCACUGCACUGGAAUAGCAGGGUCACAGGUUCGAUUCCUGCCAGAGGACCUAUAGUUGCAAUUUUCGCAGCUCCUCCUGGUUAGGUCUUAAUAAUUGUAUAAAAUUUACACAGUAUUAUAAACAGCCUAGUUAAGCAACCAACACAAUUUGAUAUUGUAUCUAGCUUGCUUGUGUUUAUUUGUCUCGCCUGCCACAAGCAAAUAAAUGCCUGCUCACAGGCUGUAUUGUAUCAUAAGUGCAAAUCAGAAAAAAUAUAUAAUUAUUUAUUCCACCAAUCAUAAACUGGGAACAAGCUGCCAAGCAAAUCGGUAUAGACUGGAAAUAUGAAUUACCAUCUAUGUUUGUAGGCUAUCAAUAAUUUGGCUGCAAUGUCCUUUCCGAUGUACUUGGCUUUUUACAUUAUCCCUUAAUUAACUACCUAUUGGAAAAUUGUCUAUUUUGUUUUUGUUCCUUCUUUCCAUAUUUUCCCUAUAAUUUCCUUUUUUCCAUUUCUUUUGUUCACAGAUUUGUUCAUACCGCUGUUAGACCACAUAUUUGUCACAAUGAGUCAUCCUCCACAGAACCCUCACCAUACUCCAUAUCCCCCACCACAAGGUAAUGUUGGUUUUGAGCAGUACCAACAAGGAGCACCACCCCCAUAUAGUGGACCUGGACCGUAUCCUCAACAAGGCUAUGGUGCACCACCGCCUGGUCAAGGCCCUUAUGCACCUGGCCCAUAUGGCCACGGAGGACCUGGUCCAUAUGGUACCUCAGCUCAGUAUCCACCAGGACAACAGCCACAAACUGUUUAUGUGUAUGAAGACAGAAGACGACAGCAGAAACAAAAUGAUGAAGACACAUGCUUGGCUAUGAUGGCUGGAGCAUGCGCAAUGUGCUUAUGUUGUUCAUUGCUGUCAGAUUGAACUCUUCUGAAGAGUUUGAUUAAUACUCGCAAAUUUCUGUAUAGUAAGUUACAUUUAAACAUGUUAGCAUAAAAAUAGACAAUAAUUUAAGCACUUGUAGUGCACGGCCAGUAGUUUAUACUGUAGUAUCUAGCGAAUAACGCAGCUAAUAUAGCCAAGAUAAUAGUAGUAAAUAUUUUGUUCUUUUAAAAAAUCAUGUUCUUAAGUUCUUUACCAGAAGAAUCAUGUUCUGCACCCACGUCCAAAAAUGUACUGUUUGCUCACACUGUAAUUUUGAAUCAUGUUUUCGUCACUUUUUUUAUUAAAUGUCUUAAAUGUGCGGCGUACAUUGUCGAAUAUAGAAAAACACUUUUUUUUCUGUGAUGUUAAAUUAAAUUAAAUAAGUUCUUUGGAGUAAAAACUGAAAAAUAGGCCAUAACCUAACUCAGUGUCCGGAUAGACGUAAUUUUAUAUCAGAAAAGUGACAGGUAGUCCUGCCGUAGUGAACAACUUUUUCUCUUGACAAUAAAUAAAUGGCGAGCACACUAAAUUGGGUAAUCAGUAUCCCAAUCUCCUUUAGAAAAUAUUUGCAUAGCCCGAAUAUAAAUAUGAUAUCUAGUAUCUACCAUCCAAUGUAUUUGAUAUUUAACAAAUAUAAAACAUUUUCCGUGUUGAUAUACAGUUAUAUCAACACGAGUGGAAUUGGGAAAACGAGAAAUUGUAUGGAAACACGACGCCCG
Messenger RNA from Paramuricea clavata, 4002 nucleotides. NCBI's taxonomy places the organism in Eukaryota, Metazoa, Cnidaria, Anthozoa, Malacalcyonacea, Plexauridae. The record is from the annotation of a GenBank genome assembly.